GACACACGCUGGUGUCGGAGCCCGAGCGCAGGCUGCACUGAGACGGAGCCGUUACCACAGAGAGACACACACACAGGAGCGAGGGCUGUGUCGCAGGAGGUGGUGUGACAUGAACGGUCCUUUUACGAGGAAAGAGCGCAACACUUUUUUUCAUUUAUUAUUCUGUGACUUUUUUGCGGCGUUUAGAAGGUGAUUGUGACUGUCUGGCGGAGGUUUCCAGGGCUUUGAGAGCUGUUACUGUGGACUUUUGCUUGCUACUACGAAACCCUCACAGGGGAGCCAAACCUCGUGUGCGCAAAAUACGCGGGGACGCAGACACGGAGAAACGGGCAGUGGGAGCCUCUCAGUCGGAACUUGAAGCACCCUGGAGCCGCUGUCCAGAUUCUCCGGAGCAAAGAUAUCGCCUGAAGCCUCUCGGCUUAGGAGCACACGCAGUAUUUAUCAGGGAGUUUAUUUGUUCAGUCUUUUUUUGGAUAAGGUUUAGUGGCAACGCUCCGCUGAAUGGGCAGACUUGUAAAGCAAAGGACUGAGCAAAUAAGAAUAUCUGAAUUUAUUCAGUGACAUGUAGUUGGCACAGUUUUCUCCACCAAUGGUCUGAUAAACGCCGUGGGAUUAUUGAACUGGUUUAGUUUUGACUGCUGCCAGCGUUUUUUGGUGUUGAAGGGGUGUGGAUUUUUUGGAAGAACAGCAGAAUUUAUAUUCUACGAGGUGGAAACAUUAGAAACUUAAAGCUCUCCACGAGUUUCUGCAUCAUCCAAGAUGGAUUUUGUGUCAUCGUUGAUUGGAUUUUUAAUGGCAAUGUGUCAUCUGGCAUUGAGAGUCAGAGGAGAAGAAGCAGUCCCAGAGUGCGGGGGUGUCUUCGAUGCCAGCGAGGCAGGUUACAUCACCUCCCCCGGUUAUCCUCUGGAGUACCCGCCUCAUCAGAACUGUCACUGGGUCAUCACGGCGCCGGAGCCCUCGCAGCGCAUCGUCCUCAACUUCAACCCGCACUUUGAGAUCGAGAGGCUGGACUGCAAGUAUGACUUCAUCGAGAUUCGCGAUGGAAAUACGGAGAAUGCUGACGUUCUGGGCCGACACUGCAGCAACAUCGCCCCGGCGCCAAUCAUCUCAUCUGGCCCCUCCCUCCAGAUUAGAUUUGUAUCAGACUACGCCCAUCAGGGGGCGGGCUUCUCUCUGCGCUAUGAGAUCUUCAAAACAGGGUCGGAAUUCUGCUUCCGCAACUUCACCAGCUCCUCCGGCAUGAUUGAGUCCCCUGGAUUCCCGGAUAAAUACCCUCACAAUCUGGAGUGCUCCUACAUGAUCAUCGCCCCGCCACACAUGGACAUCACCCUCACUUUCCUGACCUUUGACCUGGAGAACGACCCACUGCUGGUGGGAGAAGGUGACUGCAAGUACGACUGGCUGGACGUGUGGGACGGCCUGCCACAAGUGGCUCCUCUAAUCGGCCGGUACUGCGGAACAAAGAUCCCUCCAGAAAUCCAGUCGUCCUCCGGCCUGCUGUCCCUGUCCUUCCACACCGACAUGGCCGUGGCCAAAGACGGCUUUUCCGCCCGCUACAACAUGACACACAAAGAAGUCAGCGACUCGUUCCACUGCAGCAUGGCACUCGGUAUGGAGUCGGGGAAGAUCAGCGACGAUCAGAUCAGCGCUUCCACGUCUUUCUACGACAACCGCUGGUUGCCACGGCAGGCUCGCCUCAACAAUGAUGACAAUGCCUGGACACCCUCAGAGGACAGCAACAAGGAGUACAUACAGGUUGACCUUCAGUUUCUGAAGGUUUUGACGGGCAUCGCGACACAGGGGGCCAUUUCCAAAGAGACACAAAAGUCUUACUACGUCACCACUUUCAAACUGGAGGUCAGCACCAACGGGGAGGACUGGAUGGUCUACCGGCACGGCAAAAACCACAAGACUUUCCAUGCCAACACAGACCCAGCUGAGGUAGUUCUGAACCGCGUCCCACAGCCAGUCUUGGCUCGGUUUGUUCGCAUCCGUCCACAGACAUGGAGGAACGGCAUCGCCCUGCGCUUCGAGCUCUACGGAUGCCAAAUUACAGAUGCCCCGUGCUCAAACUUGCAGGGCCUGCUGUCCGGCCUGCUACCCGAUGCCCAGAUCUCAGCCUCCUCCAGCAGGGACAUGGACUGGAACCCUGGGACUGCCCGUCUGGUGGCCAGUCGCUCUGGCUGGUUCCCGGCUCCUCCACAACCUCUAGCUGGAGAGGAGUGGCUUCAGGUGGACCUAGGUGUUCCUAAGACGGUGCGUGGGGUAAUCACCCAGGGAGCGAGGGGAGGAGAUACAGGAAGUGGAGCAACCACAGAUAACCGAGCAUUUGUCAGGAAGUACAAAGUGGCAUACAGCCUGAAUGGAAAAGAUUGGAAUUUCAUCAUGGACACCAAGUCUAACCUGCCCAAGAUUUUUGAGGGGAACACACACUACGACACCCCAGAGCUGCGUCAUUGUGAGGAGGUUGUGGCCCAAUACAUCAGACUGUAUCCAGAGAGGUGGUCUCCAGCAGGGAUCGGGAUGAGAGUGGAGAUACUGGGUUGUGACCUUCCAGAAACCACCACGCCGGCAGACACCGCCACGCCAACAGUGCCCGCUGGCAUCGAGACCACUACAGUCCCCGUCACGACUGCAGCUGCCACCGCUCUUCCAUCAGACAGUGUGUGUGACUUUGACCAUGGCCUGUGUGGGUGGACGCACGACCCCAACGCCCCUCUCCUCUGGUCCCUGCACAGCCACGAGCUCAACAGCUAUCUGUACAUGGACGCCAGCCUAAAGACAGAGCAGCAGCGAGCCCGGCUCGUGAGCCCCGUGCUGGCGGCUGACACUGGGCCCCUCUGCCUCCUCUUCAACUACCAAAUGUUGGGGGAGGCCCAGGGCUACCUGAGGGUCCUGCUGCGGGACGCCCACAACGAGGAAACCCUCCUGUGGACACUUAAAGACGAUCAGGGCCCUGUCUGGAAAGAGGGGCGCACCAUCCUGCCUCGCUCCCCUAAAGACUUUCAGGUUGUGAUGGAGGGUUUCUUUGUGCACGGCACCAGAGGACACAUCUGGAUAGACAACAUCCACAUGGGCUCCAGCACCCCUCUGGAGGAGUGUACACAACCCUUCGCUGCUUUUUCUCCUGAAAUGACAGUUGAAAUACCCAAUGAAUUUGGAGAUGGACGACUGUUCAGUGGCAGAAACCAACUAGGUGGAGGUUUACAGUUCCCGGAGUGGAAUACAGCAUCCCCGUCAUCUGACCCUCCAGUGACCCGCGUCUCAGAGAAGGACAACUCCUGGUUGUACACCCUGGACCCCAUCCUGGUCACCAUCAUCGUCAUGAGUUCCUUGGGCGUCCUGCUCGGUGCGGUCUGCGCCGGCCUCCUCCUGUACUGCACCUGCUCCUACAGCGGCCUGUCGUCACGCUCCUCCACCACCCUGGAGAACUACAACUUCGAACUGUACGAUGGUCUCAAGCACAAGGUCAAACUGAACCAACAGCGCUGCUGCACUGAGGCGUGAGGAGGUUGAGAGAAGAACCACAAAAGAAGACAGAACGCGAGAGAUACAGCCAUUAUGUGAAAACCUCUCACUAUUUUCUUCAUUUCCUCCAGUUCACUUUAGUGUCAGUUUACUUCCUCAAUGGUGCAGAUCCUUGGACAACAAGAAUGCCAUUUUUUAGCUCAAAUGAGUACUUGUUUCCUGUUUGGAAAACAUGGCAAAGUCCAGUGUUUGUGGUUUUUGAACCAAUGAGAGAAAGACUGGGGUCACCCAGAUGGAUUGUUCCAUUGCGGGGGUUUCAGGCCUCAAAAAAUAAAUAUCUACACAUAUCAAUUACAGAUUCCUGCUCCACCAAAAGACAACUGUUUAUAAAUGCAUCAUAGAUUUGUAAGAGGUCUAGUUUUGAAACUGGAUACUGUAAGCUACACAUACUGAGUCAGAACACAUUGUGUUGGAAAGGUGGUAGGUUAGGAACGUGCUUAGAAAGCGUCUUUUUGAUCACAUGUGAACACAGUGGCCUAGAACUUAGCUCCUAUGUGUGGCCCGUUGGCUUUUUUGUUCCGUCGUAGAUUCUGCUACCUAUCAGCCUCAGUUAUCCUCUUCCUUCCUGACAGUCUGUGGUAUUUUUAGUCACUGACGUCCCUCAAGUUUUCUCUUUCUGCUUGGUCACUUUCUUUCUGUUUAAUGUUUUCGUUCUGACCUACUGCCAGUCUGUGAUGGCAGAUAAGUAGAAAAAGAGGCAAAGAAAGUGUAUGUGUGUGUAGAAGUGGGGAGGUAGGGGGGCAUUUUAACACAUUCUUUUAAUGACAGGGAGCGUUAUUGUUAGAUUUAGUUGUCAGAGACUGUUGUUACUGGUUCCUGUCGAAGAGAAGGUCAUGUUUACAUUGUGGUUAAUAGUGAAAGGUCAAGGAGCUUUGGUCGGUGCAACCUAUGGAUUGCUGUUAAGGGCAGAGACUGAAAACCACUGGAGAAAGAGAAAAAAAAAAGAGAGAGAGCGAAAGAGACGAUGACUGACAGAGCACUAAAAUCCCCUGCCUCUCACGGGGGCGGUGUUCCCUCUGUGCUUUCGCAAGGACAAAAAACAAAUGGGAUCAAAAACAAAUGCACAGCCAGGAACAGUUCUUCUCAAUCGACUGACUGUGUGCCCGGACACACAACAAGCCUUAAAAGCAAACUGUUCGCGGAAAUGUUGAAAAGGAACGUUGAGGCGACACCAAGACUAGAGAGGAGGUAUCCAUCCCUCUCUCUUUUUACCUGUGGACCUCAAAAGCCAUGAUUUAAAGGACCUACCCACCUAAAACACACACACAGACGCAGACACGAACACACACACACACACACACACACACACAUACAUUACACCACCCCCACCUCAACCUACUGGCUAAUUGUGGCCUAUUUUUUUAAGUUGUUUUGUUUUUGUUUUUUUAUUUUUUUUAAUGUCAGCUCUCGCACAGCAAGGCGGGCAUUCCUCGGGAAGGUUUUGAAACCAAUCAGAAAAGGUCUUGUCUUGCACGCUCUGAAAGGACUCAUAAGCCAUGAGAAGGAGAGGGUGAGAGGAAAAAAGUCUCAUUAUUCCCUCCCAUGCACACACACGCACACACACACACACACACACAUAUGUACGCACACACACACGUUCAUCUCGUCUACACACACUGACAGGAUCCGCUUGUAUAUACAGAUGUAUAUACAGAACAUUAAUACACUGUCGCUCAGAAAGACAUGAACAUACACACUGAGAGGCACUCAAACCUAAAAAUGAAGGGAAUAGUGGCUGCUGCUGAGAAGCAUGAGGUAUAUAUUUGAGCCCCAUGACUAUGAAGUAAACACAUGCAUUCAACAUUUCACCCAAUUCACCCUCUUCAUGUACACAUACACACACACACACAUACACCGCCCUCCUUCUCCUCUGAGGCCCGCAUCUCUGGAUCCCACUGACUCUCUUCAAAGUGCCUUGGAGCCUCGGGGAUCCAGCUUGCCUUUGGAGCCGGCAUCAGAUACAGUAAUGUGACACUGACAGUGACAGUGAUAGUGCCCCCUUCUGCCAGGGAGGACCAAACACAUAAAAGGACAGGAUCCCCCCUUCGCACUGCUCGGACUGCUGUUGUUGUUGUUGUUUUAAAGGGGUCUUUGUACAGAAAUGCUCUUUUUAUUAUUGU
Messenger RNA from Scomber scombrus (Atlantic mackerel), 5648 nucleotides. RefSeq names its product neuropilin 2a (gene nrp2a). Gene Ontology annotation, cellular component: membrane. Gene Ontology annotation, molecular function: vascular endothelial growth factor receptor activity; semaphorin receptor activity. The coding region runs from base 760 to 3507 and encodes 915 amino acids. Gene Ontology annotation, biological process: axon guidance; vascular endothelial growth factor signaling pathway; angiogenesis. The transcript has 18 exons. The record is from RefSeq and is a predicted model, not a curated record. NCBI's taxonomy places the organism in Eukaryota, Metazoa, Chordata, Actinopteri, Scombriformes, Scombridae.